CUACUUAAACCCUCUCAACUUACCUUAAUAUCCAUUAACCUCUACGAUGGAGCAGGCGUACAUCUGGUUAUGUGUGUUGGUAUGCAUAGGCAGUGCAACGGCUCAACCUUUAAACAACAGUACCGGCAACUGCACCUACGACAACGACUGUUCCCCAGGCCUGAUAUGUGUGGACUCUCAGUGUGUGGACCCUUGCAACGUGUGUGGCCUCAACACUGAGUGUGUGGUGGAUGAAGACGACACACCUCUGUGCUACUGCAAGCCAGGUCAUCAGGGAGAUCCUUUCACGGAAUGUACAGCAGGAGAGUGUACGAAGAACUCUGACUGCAGCUCUGACCGGAUGUGUUUGAGCAACAGAUGUGAAGACCCUUGCCAAGAUGGCUGCGGCCUCAACACAGCAUGCAGGGUGGUCAACCAUCGUCCCCUGUGUGCUUGCCUUCCGGGGUUUGUCUUCACCAUGGACGAAGGCUGCACAACGUCUUCCAUGCCGGAGUGCCAGUCUAACUCCCACUGCCCAGACGAUCGUUCAUGUCGUCUGCAGAAGUGUGUUGAUCCUUGUGAAGACAGAGUUUGCGGCAACAACACUGACUGCUAUGUCAAGAAUCACUACCCCGUCUGCUCUUGCCAGGUCGGGUUCAUCGGGGACGCCUACAACGGGUGUGUGCCUUACUGUCCCUCUGGUGGUUCAUCUAAAACAGGCAACAAGACUUACCACUUUAGCAAUACAACGAAAUCUUGGUUCGAUGCUCUCGACGACUGCUAUAGCCAGGGAAUGAAAUUGGCAACAGUCAACAAUGAAGAUGAAUGGACCAGCCUGAUUGCGGCUUACAAUUCCACCAUUACAGGUAAUAGUUUUUGGCUUGGAGGUAAUGACUUAGAGAGAUAUAAAGAAUUCCGCUGGGUGACGGAUGGAAACUUCCUUAAUUUCACUAACUGGAGAAGUGGAGAGCCGAAUGGAACUCCGUACCAUUGUCUGCAAGUUUUGACUGAUUUAACAUGGCAGUCCAUAACAUGUACUAAUACAUAUUACUACGUCUGCCAGUCAACUGAAACCCCAACUUCAACCCACACCAUUUAAGCUGUUGUUUUUGUUAAUUUUUGUUUUAUACUAUUAUAGUAUUGAGAGAUA
This is a messenger RNA of Macrosteles quadrilineatus (aster leafhopper), 1129 nucleotides long. RefSeq names its product versican core protein-like. The transcript has 7 exons. The record is from RefSeq and is a predicted model, not a curated record. Bases 47 to 1078 code for a protein of 343 amino acids. Lineage: Eukaryota; Metazoa; Arthropoda; Insecta; Hemiptera; Cicadellidae.